Messenger RNA from Odobenus rosmarus divergens (Pacific walrus), 2792 nucleotides. RefSeq names its product hexose-6-phosphate dehydrogenase (glucose 1-dehydrogenase) (gene H6PD). Gene Ontology annotation, molecular function: glucose-6-phosphate dehydrogenase activity; 6-phosphogluconolactonase activity; NADP binding. Gene Ontology annotation, biological process: pentose-phosphate shunt, oxidative branch; glucose metabolic process; pentose-phosphate shunt. NCBI's taxonomy places the organism in Eukaryota, Metazoa, Chordata, Mammalia, Carnivora, Odobenidae. The record is from RefSeq and is a predicted model, not a curated record. Bases 1 to 2370 code for a protein of 789 amino acids. The transcript is spliced from 4 exons. Gene Ontology annotation, cellular component: endoplasmic reticulum.
AUGCUCACAGUGGCGAUGUGCAUGGCCCUUGUGGCUUGCCUGCAGGCCCAGGAGCUCCGGGGACAUGUCUCCGUUAUCCUGCUGGGAGCGACUGGGGACCUGGCCAAAAAAUACUUAUGGCAGGGACUGUUCCAGCUGUACCUGGAUGAGGUGGGGAAGGGCUACAGUUUCAGCUUCCAUGGGGCUGCUCUCACAUCCACCAAGCAGGGCCAGGAGUUCAUCACCAAGGUCCUGGAGUCCCUCACCUGCCCCGAGGACAUGGUGCCCGGGCGCUGUGCCGAACUCAGGGGCCAGUUCCAGCAACUGAGCCGGUACCGCCGCCUGAGGACGAAUGAAGACUAUAUGGCCCUGAGCAAGGACAUUGAGGCACAGCUCGAACACAAAGGCCUCCGGGAGGCCGGCAGGGUUUUCUACUUCUCCGUGCCACCCUUUGCCUAUGCGGAUAUUGCUCGCAGCAUCAACAGCAGCUGCCGCCCGGGCCCGGGUGCCUGGCUGCGGGUUGUCCUGGAGAAGCCCUUUGGCCACGACCACCUCUCAGCCCAGCAGCUGGCCACAGAACUUGGGAGCUUUUUCCAAGAGGAGGAGAUGUACCGGGUGGACCAUUACCUGGGCAAGCAGGCCGUGGCUCAGAUCCUGCCUUUCCGAGACCAGAACCGCAAGGCCUUGGACGGCCUCUGGAACCGGCACCAUGUGGAGCGGGUGGAGAUCAUCAUGAAGGAGACCGUGGAUGCAGGGGGCCGCACCAGCUUCUAUGAGGAGUACGGCGUCAUUCGCGACGUGCUCCAGAACCACCUGACGGAGGUCCUCACCCUUGUGGCCAUGGAGCUGCCCCACAACGUCAGCAGCUCAGAGGCCGUGCUGCAGCACAAGCUUCAGGCCUUCCGGGCUCUGCGGGGCCUGCAGAAGGGCAGUGCCGUCCUGGGCCAGUACCAGGCGUACGGCGAGCAGGUUCGCAGAGAGCAGCAGAAGCCAGACAGCUUCCACAGCCUGACGCCGACCUUCGCAGGCAUCCUUGUUCACGUAGACAACCUUCGCUGGGAGGGCGUCCCUUUCUUCCUGAUGUCUGGCAAAGCCUUGGAUGAGAGAGUGGGCUAUGUGCGGAUCUUGUUCCGGAACCAGGCUUACUGUACCCAGAACGAGAAGCGCUGGGUGGCAGACCAGAGCCAGUGCCUGCCUCGGCAGAUCGUCUUCUACAUCGGACACGGUGAGCUGGGCAGCCCUGCGGUGCUGGUCAGUCGGAACCUGUUCAGGCCCUCUCUGCCCUCUGAGAGCUGGAAGGAAGUGGAGGGCCGGCCCGGGCUCCACCUUUUCGGCCGCCCUCUGUCGGAUUACUAUGCCUACAGCCCCGUGAGGGAGCAGGACGCCUAUUCUGUUCUCAUAUCUCACAUCUUCCACGGCCGCAAGGACUCCUUCAUCACCACGGAGAACUUGCUGGCCUCCUGGGUUUUCUGGACCCCCUUGCUGGACAGCCUGGCCCACGAGGUCCCGCGCCUCUACCCGGAAGGAGCCGAGAGCGGGCACCUGUUGGACUUCGAGUUCAGUGGCACCCAGUUGCGCUUUUCCCGGCAGCAGCUGGAGCAGCUGGUGCCGGGCCUAGGUUCCGCUCCAAAGCCCAGCGACUUCCAGGUUCUCCGGGCCAAGUACCGGGAGAGCCCGCUGAUCUCGGCCUGGCCUGAGGAGCUGAUCGCGAAGCUGGCUGAUGACAUCGAGGCCACAGCUGUGCGGGCGGUGCGGCGCUUUGGCGAGUUCCACCUGGCGCUGUCCGGCGGCUCCAGCCCCGUGCCCCUGUUGGAGCAGCUGGCCACCCGGCACUACGGCUUCCCCUGGGCCCACACGCACCUGUGGCUGGUGGAUGAGCGCUGCGUCCCACUUCGGGACCCCGAGUCGAACUUCCAGGGCCUGCAGGCUCACCUGCUGCAGCACGUCAGGGUCCCCCACUACAACGUCCACCCCAUGCCGGUGCAUCUGCACCAGCGCCUCUGUGCCGAGGAGGACCGGGGCGCCCAGAUGUACGCCAGCGAGAUCUCGGCCCUGGUGACCAACAGCAGCUUCGACCUGGUGCUGCUCGGCAUGGGCACAGACGGGCACACGGCCUCCCUGUUCCCACAGUCGCCCGCCGGCCUGGAGGGCACGCAGCCGGUGGUGCUGACCCGGAGCCCCUCCAAGCCGCACCAGCGCAUGAGCCUGAGCCUGCCCCUCAUCAACCGUGCCCGCAAGGUGGCGGUCCUGGUCAUGGGCAGGCUGAAGCGUGAGAUCACCAUGCUGGUGAGCCGCGUGGGCCAUGAGCCCAAGAAGUGGCCCAUUUCAGGUGUCCUGCCUAGUUCCGGCCAGCUGGUUUGGUAUAUGGACUAUGAGGCUUUUCUGGGAUGAUGGUGCCUUUGGCCUUAGCUUGCUCCCGUGCUUGCUUUCCCCUGUACUUUCGCCUUCCCCUAAGUCCUGCCACCUCUCCUGGCUCUCUGGAACCUGAUGCCUCAGGAUUAAGCCCCCAGAGAGGAAAGGACAAGGCCUUAUCUCAAUCCCUUUGACAGUCUGUGGCUCGUUGCGGUGGGCAGACGCAGACGCAGACGCAGACACAAGGAAGAAAUGGAGUCUGCUCUUGAGAAGCUUCCAGUCCAAGUCAGGAGAGAAAUAUCCACCUUAAGAACAUACCAGCAGCAGUUACACAAUAACACCAGCCAGCCCAAAACAGGACGGUGUGAGAGCUCCCAACUUCAGUAGAAAUGCAAUGGCUAGGGUUAAUCGGGGAAGUCUUCCUGGAGGGGGUGAUCCUUGAACUGGCUCCUGUGGAAAAG